Messenger RNA from Papaver somniferum (opium poppy), 2490 nucleotides. RefSeq lists its product as uncharacterized. NCBI's taxonomy places the organism in Eukaryota, Viridiplantae, Streptophyta, Magnoliopsida, Ranunculales, Papaveraceae. The coding region runs from base 1 to 2490 and encodes 829 amino acids. The transcript is spliced from 3 exons. The record is from RefSeq and is a predicted model, not a curated record.
AUGGCUAUUACUGAAUCACCUGAAAUGAACCUUAAAAUCAUCAAUAUCAUCCCCACCACUAUAACCAUUGCUGAUAACAACAAUCUCAACAGAAUUCCUGAAGAUCAUGAGGUCAAAAGUAUUCUCUUUAGUAUGGCCAAAGACAAAGCACCAGGGCCAGAUGGAUUCCCUUCUAGUUUUUUCCAAGCCAACUGGGAUAUUGUUGGAGAGGAUCUAAUCAAAAUGCCUGCUUUCAUUCCUGGAAGGCAAAUUGUUGAUAACAUAGCCAUUGCCCAUGAAACCAUUCACUACAUGAGAACCAGAAGAGGUCAAAAAGGCAAUAAAGGAAGUAUGAGAAUUAAGAUUGACAUGGCAAAAGCUUUUGAUAGAGUGUACUGGAAAUUUCUUAUUAUUAUUAUGGGAAAAAUUGGCUUCAACUCUGACUGGUGCAACAAGAUUAUGCAGUGCAUUUCAACCACCUCCACUGUUGUGUUAAUAAAUGGUUCUCCUGAUAAAUUCUUCAAUCCCUCUAGAGGGCUGAGACAAGGGGAUCCCCUAUCUUCCUACCUAUUUCUAUUCUGCAUGGAAGCUUUGUCUAGAACCUAUUCUCAUGUUGAAGACUUGGGUAUCAUUUCCGGAGUUCAAAUUUGCAAGAACGCUCCUUUUAUAAAUCAUCUUCUAUUUACUGAUGAUUGUAUGGUUUUCUGCAAAGCUAAUCUCUCUGAAGCCCAAAAUCUUAAGGAUAUUCUAAACCUCUUUGGAAAUACUUCUGGUCAACUUAUAAAUUUCAGCAAAUCUGGUGUUUUCUUCAGCAAGAAUACUGAUCCUGCUCUUAUGCCUAACAUCUGCAAUCUUCUAGGAGUUCAAGCUCUUCCUAUAAAUGACAAGUAUUUAGGCUCUCCUCUCUUUACUCAUAAAAUAAAAAUUCAAUCUUUCAAGCCAGGUGUGGAAAAGAUGAAGAUAAAUCUGUCAAGUUGGAAGAACUCCCCCUUAAACCCAGCUGGAAGAGAGGUUGUCAUCAAAUCUGUUACUUCCACAGCCAGCAUCUACCAAAUGAAUUGCUUCAGAAUUCCAAAGCAAAUUUGCCAAGAUAUGAACAAGCUUCAAAGAGACUUCUUCUGGGGUAAAAACUUAUAUAAUCCCACAGGUUACUAUCCAAAAGCUUGGACAACUAUAUGUAAACCAAAAGAUAUUGGUGGUCUUGGAUUCAUGAACAUGGAACUCUUCAAUAGUGCCAUGAUAACAAAAAUAGGGUGGAGGCUGGAACAAGAUAAGGACUCUCUAUGGUACCAAUUGAUGGAUGCCAAGUAUUUACUGGGAAGAAAUGUACUCAACAUGGAUACCAAAGCCAAAGAUGGAGAAUCCUGGAUAUGGAAAGGAAUUCUAGAAGGUAUCCAAAACAUUCAACAACAUUGUGUCUGGAGGAUAGACAAUGGCAACAAAAUUAAUAUUUGGGAAGACCUCUGGCUACCUAACUCAACAGACAAGCUUUCAAAACCUGCAAACUGCCCAAAUAAUACUCAGUUUCUAGCUCAUUUAAUGACAGACCAAAAGGAAUGGAAUCUGCAGUUUAUCCAGCAACUCUUCAUCCCUGACAUUGCUCAAGACAUCACUAAUCUAGCUAUACACCCCAGGGAAGAAGACAACAUACACUGGAAUCUCAACAGCACAGGAAAAUUCUCUGUCAAAGCUUUGUACAAAUCCAGAAUAGAGAACCUGUACAGGAAUGAUCUCAACACAAGAAAUUGGAGUUCUAUUUGGAACAUGGAAGUGGCACCAGCUAUCAAAAUCUUCCUCUGGAAAUGUGCUCAUGAAAUCCUCCCAACUAAUGCUAAAACUGCAAGCAUUCUACACUACAUAGAUCUCAUAUGCAAAAUUUACAAUAGUGGGGAGGAAACAAUGACACACUUGUUCCUCAAUUGCCCUGCUGCGGUUGAGGUUUGGCAUCAAAUGCUAGGUGAAAAUCAUGGUCUCUUUGACCAUCACACUCGCUUCAUGGAUUGGUUUAAUACUUGGUUCCACAAUCCAAGUAAUAAUGGAAAUAAUUGCACUUAUGCAACCACCUGCUGGUUCUUUUGGAAGGCCAGAUUUGACCUGGUAUUCCAAAACAUCACUCCUAUUGGCAACUAUGUUGAUAGCAGAGGACACACAGGCCAAUGGGGAGCAGGAGGAGCAGACUUGGCGUUUUCAUGGGCAAAGGACAAACAACACAUCAACAUUAAAAUACAUGUUGUAAUCACUGACAUCCUGGAACACUUCAAUGCUCUCUACAUCAAAGCAAUCAAAGGAAGAUUUAGCAGAAACUACCAUAGGGAAAAACAGUUAUUGAGUGCCUCUUCAUUUUUAAGCAUUAAUCAUGUAACUUUUUUCUUAACAGGUCUUAAACUUUUACAUAGAACCCAAAAUCUCCAAGCCUUAAACUUGGCUAUUAUAUGUAAGAACUAUAGUAGUGGAUCUGAUGUUUGCCUAAACAACGACACCACUAGCACUACAAUCAAUCUAUGUCCUUAG